CUCCCAAUCUCUGUGGCUCAGCGAGCAAAACAACGCCGAGGAAUUGUUAGAAUGAUAUCGCACAAUCCUGACAAAACUUUAAGAAUAGGCCUCGACAGCAAAGAUAUCGUCUUUCGGCGCACGCAUCGGGACGGCCAGAAGAAAGUCAUCAAAGGCCAUGUUACCUUCUUUAGCCAAACUCCCACCACAAUCAAGUCCGUCAAGGUGAUAUUGAAAGGGGUUCGGAAAGUAAGCUGGUUCACAAAUACACUUCAGCCGCAAACUGUUCAGCAAAAGGAGACCAUCCACCAUCAAGAGCAGAAACUCCACGUCUUCGUUAGAAGUGCCGCACAAGCAAGCAAGGCUGAACCGGGCUUGUACACAUGGCCGUUUACCUUCAGUCUCAGCGGGGACCUCCCCGAAUCCGUAUCUUGGCUGCCUUACAAUACCAGCAUUUCCUACACCUUGACAGCAGAAGUCGCCACUGGUAUUCUCUCCAUGGUUACCAGCACAACCGAGGACUUACAACUUAUAAAGUCGCCUUCUUUCUGGGCGGAUGACCUUUAUUUUGCCCCCGAGUUCCGCGAGCUUACCUUCCCCUCCGAUCUUACCUGCCAAAUCUUCCUCGCUCAACCCUACCAACCCACAGACGGCGAACUCUCCCUCGACUUCACCAUCACCGGCAACCGCAACACCUCCAGCGACGUCGAGUCCAUUAAGCUCGACCUCCUGCAGACUGUGCAGCUGGCCGUGACCAGAGAUCACAAGCUCUGGCGCUCGUCCAAGGAGGAGCGGCUCAUAAAAACCAUCACCAGGACGCCGAACGACAUUGUUACUUUCUUAGAGAGCCCGCUGCCCGAGAGCAAUUGCGCGACGAUCCGAUUUUCGGUCCCGAUGCAGCUUCCACUGGUGCCGUUUACCUGUGUGCAAAGCGUCAACGAAGAGAAUGUGAAUGUGCGGUAUAAGUUGCGCGUAACGGUAUGCACGCAAGACGAAGAUGGGAAGGCCUCCAAUGUAAGAAGACAAUCCGUCUACCUGUUUCCAAAGCUCUUCUCGCCCAUCCAAAAGCGCCCCCGUACGAUCUUGAUCCCAAGCAACAGCAGCAGCAGCAGCAGCAGCAGUGACGCAAGCAGCGAAGGCACUGUGACCCCGCCGGAGUUGCCACCCGAGUUGUACGACGGCAGCUGUGCUUGUGACUCGCUGCCGCUACCACCGUAUGGCGAACACGUGUUUGACAAGCCGUACCACGGGGAGGUGCGCCUGCCCGAUGACGAUAUUUGGAAUUCCUAGUUAGCGGUGAGUAGUGGAAGCAUCAACCCACUUUAGACCUUGGAUGAUUCUGAGCGUUUUGCUUGCGCUUUUUAACGGCGCUUUUGUAUACGUAACAAAAAGUCUUUGUGCGUUUAAUUUUAAUACUUGGACCGACUUGGCUUUCUCUAGAAGGCGACUAUCUUCGAGAAUGAUCGCGUCUUCGAACAGUUUUCGAGAAAGAUCGCGUCUUGGAACUUGGAAGUCACUCGAAGGAUCCAAGCCCCCGGAAACCUAAACA
Messenger RNA from Aplosporella prunicola CBS 121167, 1528 nucleotides. RefSeq lists its product as uncharacterized. Gene Ontology annotation, biological process: protein transport. The transcript has 5 exons. NCBI's taxonomy places the organism in Eukaryota, Fungi, Ascomycota, Dothideomycetes, Botryosphaeriales, Aplosporellaceae. Bases 52 to 1269 code for a protein of 405 amino acids. Gene Ontology annotation, cellular component: cytoplasm. The record is from RefSeq and is a predicted model, not a curated record.